Molecule: messenger RNA, 3749 nt
Organism: Nematostella vectensis (starlet sea anemone)
Lineage: Eukaryota; Metazoa; Cnidaria; Anthozoa; Actiniaria; Edwardsiidae
Exons: 11
Coding region: 230-2863 (877 amino acids)
Cellular component (GO): plasma membrane
Source: RefSeq, a predicted model, not a curated record
CAAGAAUAAAUAAAUCAUGAGUAGCAACGGGCACAGGGACUUGAGAACAGCUAUCACACGUGUGGUUAGGGAAAAUAUCACAAAUAACCACCUCUUAAUCGCCGAAAAGUGAAAAAUAUUGCAAUAACUGAACAGUGGAUGGCUGUCAGAUGGAUGGCAGAUUGGUAGUUGAAAGCUUGUAAACAGGUCUUAGGUAAAAAUAGGAAAGGUGUUUAUCCACUGAAGGAAAAUGAAGUUACGUACGUUGCUGAUGGGUGUUACGCUAGCGGCCGCUCUCGUUCACACGCUCGGACUUCCGGUGGAAAAGGAACUGCUUCGUGUGAAACGAAAAGGCGAAUUAGACGAAGACGAUGAGCUUGUGUAUCGACUUCACAAGCGUGAUUUAUCGGCAGAGAUGAGACAGCAUGAUGAGGACGAGUUACCCCAGGAGCUAGAGCGGGAGUUGCACAGAAAGCGCCGAUUUGAGGCCGAAACUGCGCAGCAAGAGGAGGGACAUUUCGCCAACAAAAUGGCGGCCAGGUCUUCACGCUCAAACCGAGAAGACAAUGAUGUGAUCGCGAGGGGCCUAGGUCGAUUCACACCUAGGAACACCGAGGGAGAAAAGCAAUCAGCAAAACGAUCCGUCUCGGAAACUUUACCGGAACAAGACGACACUUCCGCUUCCGGUAUGUGGAUUUCAGAUUCAGCGAGUGCAGAGUUUCUCUCUUCGAAGAGAAACAAAAAGCGCAGUUUAAAUUCCAUCGAGAACAUCGUGGCGGCUUUAAGUGCGAUCAACACUGUCUCCUCAGACGCCGACGAUGAUAGUGCUACUUCCGGUGCCUGGGAGAUUUCCGGUAAUCAGGAGAAGCACGACGGGGACAAGCAGCCCGACGUGACGGAGAGCUCAGCUUCCGGUUCAGAUAGCGACCUUGAGGCUGACUUGGAGGCGGAGGCCUUGAGAGCAGAACCCGCCGAUUCCAACCACGUGAAGCGGCGAGCUAUGCUAGAGGACUACCUUGGAGUCCCGGAUGGUGAGCAUAAAAAGCAAGACAAUAUUGACGUGACAAAGCGUGACACGUCACGCAACGUCAAACACGUGAACCAUCUGGCGCGUUUCUUCAGAAGUGUAGAAGCCGACAUUGCAGCCACCGAGCAGGCAGCUAAUAAACUGAUCAGCAAACGUAAGACUACCACUGGGGACGAGAGCGAAGGGGGACUGAACCUGGUGAAGAGGUUUUACCGUGACCAGGAAAUGAGAGAGGCUGGGGAGAGGAAGGCGGCUCCUAAAGUGCCCAGCGGUCAUAUCACAGCCAAGAGUAAAGUCCCUGAUGAACCAUCUAUCAAGGUGGUCAGCACGUCUUCCCUGAGGGAUACUCCGAGGGAUAUUAAAGCGCAACAAGUCAAACCUGUGGCUAAAACUAAGGUCCCAGAGGAAAAGAGUGGCAAUAUGGAUGACGAAGAAAUAUUCGAGUCAAGAGUUGUCCGCAAGAAGAAGAUCCCGAAAAUGGAAGUGACGAUCUUCGAGGAACCACCGGUGUACGCGAAAAGCGAGGACAAGCAGAUGGACUCGAGUGACGGCGGAGUGGACACUUCCGAUUGGGAUGAACCCUCCAUUGAACUGCACGUACGAGACAUCAGAGAAGACGGGUACGUUGGUUGUUAUAUGGACCACACUCCGGAACGCGACCUCCCCUACCCCAUAUCGGUUAGGGACAUCACGCCUAACGCGUGUCGACUCGCGUGUAAACACAGCAAGCACGCGUACGCAGGGCUUCAGUACGGCUACCUGUGCAGAUGCGGGGACACAUACGGCAAAUACGCCAAGCUUGACGAUUUUCAGUGCAGUUCACCCUGCAAGGGCGACCCGUCAAAGAUCUGCGGCGGAUUCUUCAGAAACUCAAUUUACACAACAGAAGAGGCAUCAGAGCCGACACACGGGGAAUUUUUACACAUCGAAAGCGUGCAGCCUUUGAACCAAAUCUCGUACAACCCGCCUGCGCGCUACCCACAAGCGCAACAGUACUUUUCACCGAUACCCAACUACGCACCCCAGCCCGCCCCCGCGCCCAUGUUCCUGAUGGGCCCGCAGGUCCAAAUGCCCCAGCCUGUGUCAGCCCCGGCGUAUUUCUCCUCCGAAGACCCAGGAAUGAUAAUUCACUCAGAGGCGCCACUAUCGAGCGUAGAAAGCGCGCCAGUGAACGCGGUAGUGAAGGCACAAGUGGCAAGCUCACCGAUACCCUAUGAAACCCCUCAUGUGCUGGGGAACUUAGCGAGCGUCAAGAUGUCAUCUAUCGCGAAACCUCCACAGUCGCAACCGAAAGCACAGGGAAGUCGUAUAGCGUACUUACACCAACAGCACGGCUCAGUUGCCAAGGGAUCCGUUGCACAGCCUAUACCCAGCAUGCACGUCGAGCCUGGAACCAAGACGUACGUUGGUUCGGUUGAGCUCAAGCAGAGCUGGAAGGACGGCUACCAGCGUAAGAAUACCCCAGAAUACAAGAUACUGUCAGGAAACCUGGAGCAAGCGCUACAGAAAAUGUUUAGAAGGAAUCCAUUCUUCAAAAAAGCGUUUGUACUGGGAUUUAGCGAGGGACUGGUAAAACAUAAUCCUGACACCAUCAGGAAGGUCACCGCGUCCUUCGCACUCAUCUUUAAGGAUAAAAUGCAACGAGCAGAUGAGGUCUUCAAGAAGACUGUGCUAGAGUCUGGCAAGGUUUUUGACAUGCCUAUCUACAAACAGUCGCUGCAGUUCAGUGAAUAUCAAGGAGGCCCAGCGACCAAGCCGAUCCAGGACAAGCAUGUGCGACGUAGCGAAGUACCGAACCCUAAAGUCCCGUACACCCUCGAGUUCUUCUUACUUGGAAAGAAGAAACGAGGUGCAUAAAGGCAUAAAACAACCAUAGCAACGCAAAUAAAUAAUCAUCAGCAACGAAAGGGGUAUUUAAAUCACUUCCAACGAAAAGCUGUUAGAGACAACGCAAUUCGGCAGAGUUUUAGAAGGACUAAAACAUAAGAUGUUGAUUAGAGGACUAACAGCAAUGUGAUACCUUUGUGCAUCGCCUGUUGGUCAUGAAUCUUCUGCUCACACUAAAGGCUAUAACAAGCCUAUUUUGCUCGAAUAAGCGCCUCCCUCGAAUAAGCGCCUAGUCACCUAAACGUGUUGCAGUCAAUAGACUUCGAUGAUGAGGAAUGGGCGUUAGAAGGGAAGGAAUAAUAACUGACCAUACUACUUGCCAAACAUUUGAUCAUUUUUGCCUUGUUUUUGUUAUGGCUCUGGGAGAAUUUUACUCCUUUGAUGUUAUUAAAAGACACUGUUUUUCCUGGAGAUAAAACGUCUUUCGCCUCUCCCGUAUAAGCGCCUCGCCUAGGGCAUGAAACAUUUAAAAAGUGCCACGGCGCUUAUUCGAGCGUUUACAAUCUUGCUAAGGUAAACCUUCCACUAGGCCUCGCGGUUAUUUUCACUCAGUUGGUAUUCUCUUGAUACAUCGAAUCGAAUGUAAUUUGGAGAUUCGAUUUAUCAAGAAUUCGCCUGCAUUACUUCCAACUGAUAAAGCCAUUCGUUAUAUUUUUUUGGAGGACCAAUACCUUAGCUAGCCGUACAAUAAACGGUUAAUCAAAAAUAAAGAUGAUGUGUAAAUAUAUGACGAUACCAAUAUAUGACGAUUACCAAUAUUGCCGUAAAUUUAAAUAUAUAAUUUCAAAUUAAUUUUUUUUUUCAAUAUGAGAUUAUUUAUUCAUCGUUAGUUGUGUCAAAUAAAAAUUGCAAACAA